Messenger RNA from Colletotrichum scovillei, 4589 nucleotides. RefSeq names its product cAMP phosphodiesterase class-II. NCBI's taxonomy places the organism in Eukaryota, Fungi, Ascomycota, Sordariomycetes, Glomerellales, Glomerellaceae. The coding region runs from base 2841 to 4415 and encodes 524 amino acids. The record is from RefSeq and is a predicted model, not a curated record. The transcript has 2 exons. Gene Ontology annotation, biological process: cAMP catabolic process; cGMP catabolic process; negative regulation of glucose mediated signaling pathway. Gene Ontology annotation, molecular function: 3',5'-cyclic-AMP phosphodiesterase activity; 3',5'-cyclic-GMP phosphodiesterase activity.
GAAGCCAGUCGGCUUGGAGCGUUGUUCUCGACGAAUUCGAUGCGGUAGUUUUGACUCAGACAACGACCAAAGUAAAUCUUGACUGACUUGUUACCUUGUUUCCCCCUCUUCUUCCAUCGUUCCAUUCUUGUUCUUUGGCUUUGACAGUUUGCGACAAAAGGCAAAAGCCAGUCACGAUUCAUCGCAUUAGGAUCCCAGAUACGUGCUACGGGAAGCACGGCGGUGGUUGCCGUCGGGAAGAGGGUUCAGAGUGCCUGAUUCGCUUCAUCCCAUUAUCGAGCUUCGAGGGGCAACUUGGGAUUGUCUUGGUGCGGCAUCGAAGCCCGCUCAUCCCCGCGAGCAGUCGGCGAUCGGACAUCAGACGGCACAGAACUGGAACACUGGGCUGAAGCUUAGCCCCGAAGGGAGGGCAUCGGGUGAUCUUCGACAGCGUCUUGGAUGGGACCUUGCCGACAUUCGACAAGCACGAAAGCCGAAACAGGAUUUGAUUUGGCAGUAUUGGCCGAAGAGGGCGUUGUCGACACGAAAAUAGCCUAGGGAGCACAUUGGCUGCAAUUGAGUUUGCGGUGACGAGAGGCUCCAAGACAGAAAGAGGCAGAUGUGCAGUCGAAGAGCAAGAUUGAAUUUGGAAGAACAACGAGCGAGAAUUGAUGCGACGACACCAAAGAACAAAAAAAGGCUACGACACGUCGACACCACGUUGCGCAGAGUUGAGAGUUUGCGAGGAAGGUACUUGUCACGUUGCGCAACGAGUUGCACCUGUUGUUAAGAUUGGAAGGCACCUCACGGACUGGGGAAACCAUCAAAGGAACGAACCUACCUGCCUCACAAGAUACGGCACCUUAACCUGUUGCCUCUAGGCAAUUACGCGUUGGAGACUUACAACUGGAAGGCUCCGCCCAUUUACAGACACCUUGCCAGACAUUGGCCCGACAUUCGAUCCGACAUCUUUCGGGAAGUCACAGCCAGGAGGUCUGUCAUUGUGCUUUCCUCUUUCUGACUAUUGAUUCCAUGCUGGGAGAGGGUUUGGGUACCUUGAGGGAGAGAAAACAGACAACAAGCAGCAAGAGCAGCACGAUCAUAGUGCACGAGCCAAGUGAGCACCUACCUUUACCCGACCUAUCGGACCUAAAGCUGCAGGUGCGAGCAGUGGCACACGAGAGUUGUUGCCGCAACAGAGUUCUGGUCCUUGCCAGUAAGCAGGAGCGGCUCACCAGGUUGACUUGCAGGAAGCAGGAGGCAGAAGUAAAAAGUCAGAGCUGCUGCUGCUGCUGCUGCUGUGUUCUGUCAUCACGUCUCAGGAUUGGUACUUGCAAAUACUCAUUAUCGUAGUGGUGUUUGUGGUAUCAUUUCCCGCGCAUUCCGACAACACUCAGCAAGCGCAAAUCUUCCUUCUGUCUGUGGGAGAGAAGAAAUCGCCGUCGCAAACACUUGGUGGCCACUUUGCGCUUCCUACACGCUUUUUUACCUUAGCAGGGCACCUCCAAAAGUCAUUCCUCCAUCCAUCCCCGAAUCCCUCCACCUGGGCAUCCAUCCCACCACCCAACACAGCAUUCCCCUUGACUCCCCUUGAGUCCCUGACCCAUCCACGUUCCUCAUUGUCACUGCACGUCGCAUAAUACCUUACUGUACUGCGUACUGCACAGCAGCUGCACCCGACCGAGGUCGCUUACGCUCACUCUCUCGCACAUUGCAUCGCAUUCGCAGCUGCAACUCAACUGCACCGCGCACCCGCGUUGUCUUGCCCUUCUGUCGUCACGUCAAAGCAACUUGGUCUGGACUCUCUCCGUCUCCCAUCUAUUCGAUCCUGAACAAUCCCAAAGCAACAGAACCAUUCAAGAAAUCACCCUGGCUAUCGGACUUAAACAACGCUUGACCGCUGCCAUCCGCACCGAUUCCAUACGCCCGCACCGCGCCCGCUAAAGACAAGACCCGACCAGCUGCACCAGCUCCAGCUCCAGCUCCCAGGAGCUCUCCACUCUCUAAUUAAUACCGUACAGAAGCACCGCCGGCUGGGUCACCACUCAAACCCACCUAUCCCGGUAGCCACGACGUCGGCCUUCGGAGAAGCCGUCCAUCUCAUCUCGAGAUCCAUCCGCUUCGCCUUUUCUCUUUCCCUCUCUGGCUUGACUGUGGGGAAAAGACUGUCAAAAAGGGAUCUUUGAAAGAGACAAGAUCCAGAAACCGCAAAGGGGGUGGUGGGCGUAAACAUCAGACCUGACGAAAGCCCCAGCCCUGUUUCGUUCCGACCUCCCUCCAUCAAGAUCGCAAAACUGUGUCUUUCUCCCGUCCAUCGUCUACCUUAAUCUUUCUUUCAACCUUCUUACAUACUUCGUCUCCCGGCAACCUUACGCCCGUCAUUGCGUCUCCACGCACAUCAGCAUCCAAUCCGCCAAGCCUACCGAGUACCUACUUACCUCUCUUUGCCGACCUACCUUGUCUGUAAAGACGCCGAACCAACCACUCACCGACGACACCCUCACCCCGCGCUCACCGACGAUCUCACUCACAUUGCAGAUUCCAGAUCUGUCAGCCCCUGCAAACCAACCAUCAAAUCCCACCGGAGCGCGCGUCUCUGUACACUACGACUGAUCGCAUCUUUUCCACCAACCCAGAACGAGGACCGUCGCUGCGUCGCAUGCCAAUUCUCAUCUGCCGUGCCGUUCCGUCUUGUCUACCACAGGCCCCAUUACCUCAUCGUGGCAUUGGCAGCCCGUCUAGGCGGGGUGGUGGCUUCGUAGAGGCGGCAUUGGCUGCGCUCUCGGCAUUGGAAGGAAUUCUAAUUCUGUCAAUCCUCUUCGCGACUUCUUCUUUCGCUUCGCAUCAACAGCUAGCCCACCAUGGAAGACACAAAUGGGGAGAAGUCGGAGAAUUCCCGUCGGCCGGCCUUACAGGUCAUUGUCUUGGGUGCCGGCGGCGGUCCCCAGGAAUCAAAUACUACCGCUCUUCUAGUCCGCUCAGUCGCCUCGGGGUGGACAAAAGGCUCCAUCAUCGCCGUAAAUGCCGGUGUUCAUCUUUCGGCUAUUACUCGCAUUCUUGAGGAAACGGCACCUCCAGGCCUCGGCACCCAGCUUCCGCUCCCCCACACCCUUGCUUCCGGGCCAUUUGCAGGCCUGCAGCUUACACCAAACAGUCAGUUGGAGGUCGCAACAGGCGCAGUGUAUCCAUCGUCCAUCGCCUCAUUCAUCACUCGUACUCUUAUCGACACGUAUGUGAUUACUCAUCCUCAUCUCGAUCACAUCUCCGGCUUCGUCGUGAACACGGCAGGUCUUACCAGGCCCAAGCGCCUUGCCGCGUUGCCCUCAACGGUUAACGCUCUCAAAACUCACAUCUUUAACAAUGUGAUCUGGCCCAACUUGUCCGAUGAAAGUAACGGUGCGGGCUUAGUCACGUAUACUCGACUAGUCGAAGGAGGGUCGCCAGCCAUUGGCGAUGGCGAGUCUAAAGGAUAUCUAGAGGUUGCGGAUCGCCUCGCUAUCAAGGCGUAUUCUGUUUCACACGGUCACUGCAUUGAGCGACAUCCACAUCGCGGCUCGGCCUCCUCUACUGCAACACCUCUACGAUAUCCUUCUGUCGAUGCCGCAUCCAUGGCGUCACCGCGCAUACUGCCAUACGGCCUGGCCUCGAGCACCGCGCCUAUCCCUCGAGCGCCAUCAGUUGCGCCGGAGCCGCAGGCCAGUGUUUGCGUUUACGACUCCUCGGCUUAUUUCAUCCUCGAUAUGGCUACUAACCUAGAGAUACUCAUCUUUGGAGACGUCGAGCCGGAUUCUAUGUCACUCUCCCCUCGUAACUUGACUAUUUGGGAAGAAGCUGCUCCAAAGAUUGUAGCUGGCCAACUUGCUGCCAUUUUCAUCGAAUGUUCAUAUGACGACUCGCACUCUGACGAUCGCUUAUUUGGUCAUCUAAAACCCCGCUAUGUGAUGGAAGAGAUGCACGCAUUGGCUCAAACUGUUGAGGAGGCGCGAGGAGAUGCCCAUGCCUCGCGGAAGCGGAAGCGCGUAGCAGAACCCGACACGAUACCACGAAGAAGGACAGGAGGCGCCUUUUCGCGCCUUGCAGGCGGCGAUGAGUCCCCAAUCAGCCCCAAAUCAGUGGCCAAGCGUGCUGUGUCUGCAGACAUCGGCCACGUACCGCCACUGCCGCCCGCUGCAACAUCGGUAGAGAGCCCACAUCUGACGACUCCUACACAGGAAUUGUCUUUGCGCGAGGCUGAAGGAUGGAGCGAGACGGAGGAUGGGCACUCCAAGGGCCCACCUCUCAAGGGUAUCAAAGUUGUCAUUAUCCACGUCAAAGACCGCCCAGAUGGAAGGGACCAAGGAAAACUCAUUCUGCAAGAACUCGAGGCCUACGAAGCCGACGCCCAGCUGGGCUGCGAGUUCAUUGUCUCCCACGCGGGGCAAAGUCUCUACCUUUGAAAUGCUUUGGGUGGCGUUUGGGCGCAGUAUGUUGUAGAUGUCGAUUCCACGAAGAUACGAUAUGCAUGAAGUUCUCAUGAUGAGGAUGAGUGCGAUUGGGGGUUUAUCUUGGAGUUUUCAUGGGGAAAUAGGAGGAGGCAAGGGGAUAUAUAUACCAUGUAUUUACGCGCACCA